UUCCAGGUUCUGUGGACACACCCAGCACUGACACUCCAGCCCAAGCAACCCCUCACCCCCUACCACUACCAUGGCUGAAGAUGCAGAUAUGCGAAAUGAGUUGGAGGAGAUGCAGCGAAGGGCUGACCAGUUGGCUGAUGAGUCACUGGAAAGCACCCGUCGUAUGCUGCAACUGGUGGAAGAGAGUAAAGAUGCUGGUAUCAGGACUUUGGUUAUGUUGGAUGAACAAGGAGAACAACUGGAACGCAUUGAGGAAGGGAUGGACCAAAUCAAUAAGGACAUGAAAGAAGCAGAAAAGAAUUUGACGGACCUAGGAAAAUUCUGCGGGCUUUGUGUGUGUCCCUGUAACAAGCUUAAAUCAAGUGAUGCUUAUAAAAAAGCCUGGGGCAAUAAUCAGGAUGGAGUAGUGGCCAGCCAGCCUGCCCGCGUGGUGGACGAACGGGAGCAGAUGGCCAUCAGUGGAGGCUUCAUCCGCAGGGUAACAAAUGAUGCCCGAGAAAAUGAAAUGGAUGAAAACCUGGAACAGGUGAGCGGCAUCAUUGGAAACCUUCGUCACAUGGCCCUGGAUAUGGGCAACGAGAUCGAUACACAGAAUCGCCAGAUUGACAGGAUCAUGGAGAAGGCUGAUUCCAACAAAACCAGAAUUGAUGAAGCCAACCAACGUGCAACAAAAAUGCUGGGGAGUGGUUAAAUGUGUCCACCUCUGUUCUCUUCCAAAUGCUGUCUGGAAAGAUGGCACCUUCAUGCUUUUCUCAUGGUAUUACCUAGUAGGUCUGCACAUAUACAUUCAUACACACAUCAGUUUUCCCCUUUGUGACUGUUGUCCUGUGUCAUUUAUUAGCUCCCAACAAUAUUAUAUGUCUUUUGUUUCUUUCUGAGUCUCUUUCCAAUGGUUGUAUAUAGUUGUCGUUUGGUGGCUCUAACUCCCUACACAAGAUGUCUUGGGCUUCAUUUUCCUUUAUUCUCUUUGGUGGCACUUGCUGAAUGACAACAAUUAGGAAUGCUCAAUGUGCUGUUGAUUCUUUCAAUACACAGUAUUGUUCUUGUAAAACUGUGACAUUCCACAGAGCUUCUACCAUAGUCCUUUCUUUGGUGUUAGGCUCUGAAACUCCAAAUUUGCUGUCUUUCUUUCCUCAUCGCUAUCAUCUGUCUUUAUUAUUUCAUGAUUAGACAAUGUGGAAUUACCUAACAGGCAUUGCACUAAAAGUGACGUGAUUUAUGCAUUUAUGCAUGAGAACUAAAUAGAUUUUUAGAUUCCUACUUAAGCAAAAUCUUUCCAUGACAGUAGCAUACUGAUGAGAAAAUACAUACACAUACAAUAACAACAAAACAGUAACAACAAAGCAUGCUCCAGUAUUGAGACACUGUCAAGAUUAAGUUCUACCAGCAAAACUGCAGUAGUGUCACUUUCCUUCUGUCAAUAUUUAGACUUAUCAAUCAUAAUCAUCCUUUUUUAAAAAUCAAUUUUAAAAAAAGAUGGAUUUCACACACCCGCCAUUUAAUCAUUUCCAGCAAAAUACAUGUUUGGCAGAAAUUAUGUCAAUGGAUGUGUAAUAUAUGGUUUAUUUGCUCCUUUUGAAGGCUAUGUUUUGGGGAAAACAAUCUUGCUGUGAAAAAGUGUGGAAAUGUAAAUUUUGUAAGGCUGACUCCUCUAAAUCACCAUUUUCCCUGUGGUUUGUUACCAGUACAAUUCUCUGUUGCUUAAUCUAGAGCUAUGCACACCAAAUUGCUGAGAUGUUUAGUUGCUGAUAAAGAAACCUUUAAAACAAUAAUAUAAAUGAAUGAAAUAUAGAAAAACUGUGAGAUAAAUAUCACUAUAGCAUGUAAUAUUAAAUUCCUCCUGUCUCCCCGGUCUGUUUGUGAAGUGAUUAUGACUUUUUGUAGCUAGUUUAAAAUUAUUAAAAAUUAUAGACCCCAA
Suncus etruscus (white-toothed pygmy shrew) is the source of this 1918-nucleotide messenger RNA. RefSeq names its product synaptosome associated protein 25 (gene SNAP25). The transcript has 7 exons. Lineage: Eukaryota; Metazoa; Chordata; Mammalia; Eulipotyphla; Soricidae. Gene Ontology annotation, biological process: exocytosis; synaptic vesicle fusion to presynaptic active zone membrane; synaptic vesicle priming. Gene Ontology annotation, cellular component: synaptobrevin 2-SNAP-25-syntaxin-1a-complexin I complex; plasma membrane. Bases 71 to 691 code for a protein of 206 amino acids. The record is from RefSeq and is a predicted model, not a curated record. Gene Ontology annotation, molecular function: SNAP receptor activity; voltage-gated potassium channel activity; syntaxin-1 binding.